AUGGCCGGCGAAUGGCUCACGGCAACUGCAAACACGAACAUGUUCACGUAUGAAAUCGCGCCGGUGUUUAUCCUGAUGGAAAAGGCCGUGAUGAAACGAAUGUGGGAGGCGAUUGGUUGGGAUGUCGAUCAAGCGGACGGCAUUUUUGCUCCAGGUGGUGCAAUCGCAAAUCUGUAUGCAGUGAGUACAGCCAGACAUGCACUGUAUCCUCGUAGUAAAUAUGUCGGCCUGAAAGAUGUGCCAACACUCUGCAUUUUCACCAGUGAAGAUAGUCACUAUUCGAUCAAGAGCGCAGCGGCUGUGUGCGGUAUCGGCAGUGACUUCUGUUUCAAUAUUCCCACCGAUAACGCUGGGAAAAUGAUCCCCGAAGCGUUGGAACAGAAAAUUAUCGAAAGCAAGAAGGACGGACUGACACCAAUGUUCGUGUGCUGCACAGCUGGCACGACCGUCUACGGUGCAUGGGAUCCGAUCGACAAGAUAGCUGAUAUCUGCGAACGUCACAAAAUUUGGUUGCAUGUCGAUGCGGCGUGGGGCGGUGGUGUGCUGCUGUCGCCGGAGCACCGCUACAAAUUGGCAGGUAUCGAACGAGCGAACAGUGUCACGUGGAAUCCGCACAAGUUAAUGGGAGCCCUAUUGCAGUGCUCGGCAUGUCUGUUCAGACAGGAUGUCCGAACUUUGCGAUUGCGUGGACAUGCUCAUCCAUUUGAGAACCGCAUACAACAUUGGCAGCAUUUUUUGAUUUUGGAGUCAUUCCAUCCAGGUCAUCUGUAUAGCGUAUAU
Molecule: messenger RNA, 780 nt
Organism: Ostertagia ostertagi
Lineage: Eukaryota; Metazoa; Nematoda; Chromadorea; Rhabditida; Trichostrongylidae
Source: the annotation of a GenBank genome assembly